Messenger RNA from Pongo pygmaeus (Bornean orangutan), 7591 nucleotides. RefSeq names its product FANCD2 and FANCI associated nuclease 1 (gene FAN1). The transcript is spliced from 25 exons. Lineage: Eukaryota; Metazoa; Chordata; Mammalia; Primates; Hominidae. The record is from RefSeq and is a predicted model, not a curated record. Gene Ontology annotation, molecular function: 5'-3' exonuclease activity; flap-structured DNA binding; 5'-flap endonuclease activity. The coding region runs from base 2801 to 5854 and encodes 1017 amino acids. Gene Ontology annotation, biological process: interstrand cross-link repair. Gene Ontology annotation, cellular component: nucleus.
CGGUCACGGACUCGGGGCAGGUGUAUGCUUGGGGUGACAGUGACCACGGCCAGCAGGGCAAUGGCACGACCACGGUUAACAGGAAGCCCACACUCGUGUAAGGUUUAGAAGACCAGAAGAUCAUGUGUGUGGCUUGCGGGUCUCCCCACAGUGUGGCAUGGACAACUGUGGAUGUGGCCACGCCCUUUGUCCAUGAGCCCGUCCUCUUCUAGACUUCAAGAGACCCUUUAGUUGCUUCCUAUUUAGGCGUGCCUUCAGAUGUCGAUUCUUCUGCUGCUAGUAAUAAAAUAAGUGGUGCAAGUAAUUCUAAGCCACAUCGCCCUUCUCUUGCCAAGAUUCUCUUGUCAUUGGAUGGAAAUCUGGCCAAACAGCAGGCCUUAUCGCAUAUUCUUACAGCAUUGCAAAUCAUGUAUGCCAGAGAUGCCGUAGUGGGGGCCCUGAUGCCGGCCGCCAUGAUCGCCCCGGUGGAGUGCUCCUCGUUCUCCUCGGCGGCCCCUUCCGACGCUUCUGCAAUGGCUAGUCCCAUGAAUGGAGAAGAAUGCAUGUUGGCUGUUGAUAUCGAAGACAGACUGAGUCCAUAUCCAUGGCAAGAAAAGAGAGAGAUUGUUUCCUCUGAGGACGUGGUGACCCAUUGGCCCCCUCAGCCUCCACUGGGCCAUUUAUCACAGUGACGGAUGACCUGGGAGCUGCGAGCAUCAUUGCAGAAACCAUGACCAAAACUGAAGAGGUGGCAGAUAUGCUGUUGGAGCUCUGCGUCACCGAGUUGGAGGAUGUGGCCACAAGACUCGCAGAGCAGCCAUCUCUCUUCUCAGCCUGUGGUGGUGGAGAGUAGCCACCCUUACACUGAUGACACCUCCACCAGUGGCACAGUGAAGAUACCAGAUACAGGAGCUAGCCCCAGGGAGGAGCUGCAGCCUUUCCCACCUUCAGAACGAUGUGAUUCUGUAAUUGCUUUUAGUAGAAACAACCAUCUCCAUUUUAUAAAAAGAAGUUACAGACUUGCUUUAGAAUCACUUUUCUCCCCUUUUCCAACAAACUUCUUUUGCACAAUAAAUCGUGACACAGGAAGUCACACAAAGUAAAUGUUUAGCUUCAUGAUAAUCAGGUAGACACCCUAGUCAUCAUGAACUAAGUCUAGACAUAACCUGUGGCAGAUUCCGGAAGCCCUCGGCGUGUCCCCUGACAUCCCUCUGAGUGAUGCUGUCCUGAUGUUGAGCCAUCACUGACUUGCAUUUCUGGGCAGCUUCUGUUACCCAUGUGUGUAUCUUUCUUUUCUUUUUAACAACUCAAGAAAAAUUAUUAAGAAGAAAAUUGUUGAGGCCCCAGCCUUUGAUCCGGCAGGCUUCACUGCAGCCUGGAUCUGCUGACUGGACACGGGUGCUGCUGUUCAGUGUGUUCCUCAGGCCCAUCCUUCUGCAAGGUGCUGCCCGAUUCGGAGGCCCAUAAGUUCCGGCCCUUUCGCCAGCUCCUUAGUGGUUGUGACUCAGCCUCAGCAGGCACCUCCUGCCUGCCUGUCUUUCCUUUGUGACAUCAGCAGUCCCUGAGGCUUAUUAGCACCUGAGGCCAUUGGCCCACGAGGGGCUACAAAUGGUACUAUUCUAGUGGAAUCAUUUCUUGCUUAUUUAUUAGCUGGAAUACUUUCUUAUAAAGGGACAUUUCCCCUCAUCCUACAGUUGGUUGCCCAAGGUGCAGUUUGCCUGAGAGAGACAAGAUAAAAGCUUGAGUCUUCCUUCUGUUUACCAGAGAAUGACUUGGUUUUCUAUCAUUUCUUGAAGGUGCAGAAGGACUCAGGGUGCAAUUUGACUGGCAGUGCUCCACAGAGAGGUGCCACAAUCCUCUCACAAUCAUGGACGACAUCAACAGGAUCGUCUCCGUGCAGUCAGUCAGGUAAAAGUUCCAGAAAUGUGAAGUACAAAGAUUUUUUUGAUCCAGUUGAAAGUGAUGAAGACAUAGCAAGAGAUCAUGAUGAUGAACUGGGUUCAAACAAGAUGAUGAAAUUGCUGAAGAAGCAGCAGAAGAACUAAGUGUUUCUGAAAUAUGAAUGAAAAUAUUACAUCUUUAGAAAAAGAGUUGUUAGAAAAAAGCCUUGGCAGUGUCAGGGGGAAGUGACAGCACAGAAGAGACCAGAGAAGAGCCUCCUGGAGGAGACCCUGCGCUUUGACCAUGCUGUCCGGAUGGCACCUGUGAUUACAGAGGAAACACCUUUCAACUGGAAGAUAUCACUAAACAGAGGAUAAGAGAUCAGGAGUCAGCUUAAGUAGAGCUCCGCGUGUUGGUUGCACAAGUCACCUGUCUUCCCCGCAAGAGGCUGUUUGCUCGCUUUGACACUGAAUGCUCCCCCAACAAACUCGUUUAGCUUGUUUGCCCUUCUCACCCACUGGGGAGAGGAGUCUCAGAGUGCACUGUCGCAGAGAAGGCGUGCGGGGGCGUGCAGGGGCGCACAGGCGCCUGCCUCUGCGGGUGAGAAACGAAGGAGGUGCCCGGGUUUCCGCUCCAGGGCUCAGCCUGCCUUGGCCACCUACGGUAUGGGAGCCUUUAACGUGGAAAGGAAAGGAGAUCGAUCACUCGAGCCUCCACUUGCCAAGCCUGUGGAAGCCAGACGCGGGGAUCGGCUGGGAAUGCCUGGAAGCGCCGGCGCGCGGAGCCAGGAAGAAGAAAUUGUCUAGACGAAUAACAUGAGGUCAUAUAGAAUCCAACUUUUGGUGAUUUCAAGUCAAGAAAGUAAAAGUAAACCAUUGCUAUCUUUCACCUUAAAUAUCCUGUGUUUUAUUGCUCAGAACAUCCAGUUUUUCUAAUACUCAUGAUGUCAGAAGGGAAACCUCCUGACAAAAAAAGGCCUCGUAGAAGCUUAUCAAUCAGCGAGAAUAAGAAAAAAGCAUCUAAUUCUAUUAUUUCAUGUUUUAACAAUGCACCACCUGCUAAACUUGCCUGCCCCGUUUGCAGUAAAAUGGUGCCUAGAUAUGACUUAAACCGGCACCUUGAAAUGUGUGCUAACAAUGAUUUCGUUCAAGUGGAUCCAGGGCAGGUUGGCUUAAUAAAUUCAAAUGUGUCUACGGUAGAUUUAAGCAGUGUUACCUUAGAAGAUGUAACACCAAAGAAGUCACCAUCACCAAAGACAAAUUUAACCCCUGGCCAAAGCGAUUCAGCAAAAAGGGAAGUAAAGCAGAAGACCAGUCCCUACUUUAAAAGUAAUGAUGAUGUGGUGUGCAAAAAUCAAGAUGAGCUGAGAAAUCGUAGUGUGAAAGUCAUUUGUUUGGGAAGCCUAGCAUCUAAAUUGUCCAGAAAAUACGUAAAGGCUAAAAAAUCAAUAGAUAAGAAUGAAGAAUUUGCCGGUUCUAGUCCACAGAGUUCCAAAUCCACAGUUGUUAAGAGCCUGAUUGAUAACUCUUCAGAAAUUGAGGACGAUGAUCAAAUUUUGGAGAACAGUUCUCAAAAAGAAAACGUGUUUAAAUGUGAUUCUCUAAAGGAAGAGUGUAUUCCUGAACAUAUGGUAAGAGAAAGUAAAAUAAUGGAAGCCGAAAGCCAAAAGGCUACCCGGGAAUGUGAGAAAUCAGCCCUCACCCCUGGCUUCUCAGAUAAUGUGAUCAUGUUAUUCUCACCAGAUUUCACUCUUAGGAAUACAUUAAAGUCUACUUCAGAAGACAGUCUUGUAAAGCAAGAGCGUUUCAAAGAAGUGGUUGAAAAACGUGAGGCAUGUCAUUGUGAAGAAGUAAAAAUGACUGUUGCUUCAGAAGCUAAAAUACAGCUGUCAGAUUCAGAGGCAAAAUCUCAUACUUCUGCAAAUGAUGCUUCUGCAUGGAGUAACAUCCAAGAGGCUCCUCUGCAGGAUGACAGUUGCUUAAACAAUGAUAUCCCUCACAGCAUUCCUUUGGAGCAGGGGUCAAGCUGCAAUGGUCCUGGUCAAACAACCGGUCAUCCUUACUACCUUCGGAGUUUCCUUGUGGUGCUGAAAACCGUACUUGAGAAUGAAGAUGAUAUGAUGCUCUUUGAUGAGCAGGAGAAGGGAAUUGUAACUAAAUUUUAUCAGUUAUCAGCUACUGGUCAGAAGUUAUAUGUAAGGCUCUUUCAACGUAAAUUAAGCUGGAUUAAGAUGACCAAAUUGGAAUAUGAAGAGAUUGCCUCAGAUUUAACACCUGUGAUUGAAGAAUUGAAGAAUGCAGGCUUUCUACAGACAGAAUCUGAGUUGCAAGAACUCUCUGAAGUGCUUGAACUCCUUUCUGCUCCUGAACUAAAAUCCCUGGCCAAGACCUUCCACUUGGCGAAUCCCAAUGGACAGAAACAGCAGCUGGUGGACGCCUUUCUCAAAUUGGCCAAACAGCGUUCAGUCUGCACUUGGGGCAAGAAUAAGCCUGGAAUUGGUGCAGUGAUUUUAAAAAGAGCCAAAGCCUUGGCUGGACAGUCAGUACGAAUCUGUAAAGGCCCCAGGGCUGUGUUUUCCCGGAUCUUGCUACUGUUUUCGUUGACCGACUCAAUGGAAGAUGAAGACGCCGCUUGUGGAGGUCAGGGACAGCUUUCAACAGUCCUGUUGGUCAACCUCGGCCGAAUGGAGUUUCCUAGUUACACCAUCAAUCGGAAAACCCACAUCUUCCAAGACAGAGAUGAUCUUAUCAGAUAUGCUGCAGCCACGCACAUGCUGAGUGACAUUUCUUCCGCAAUGGCCAACGGGAACUGGGAAGAAGCUAAGGAGCUCGCUCAGUGUGCAAAAAGGGAUUGGAACAGACUGAAAAACCACCCUUCUCUGAGAUGCCACGAAGAUUUACCACUCUUUCUGCGGUGUUUCACUGUUGGGUGGAUUUAUACAAGGAUUUUGUCUCGGUUUGUGGAAAUACUGCAGAGACUUCACAUGUAUGAGGAAGCCGUCAGAGAACUUGAAAGCCUUUUGUCUCAGAGAAUUUAUUGUCCUGACAGCAGAGGCCGAUGGUGGGAUCGACUGGCCCUUAAUUUACACCAGCACUUGAAGCGCCUGGAACCGACUAUCAAGUGUAUCACAGAGGGGCUGGCGGAUCCGGAAGUCAGAACGGGACACCGCCUUUCACUGUAUCAGCGAGCCGUGCGCCUGCGAGAGUCUCCAAGCUGUAAAAAGUUCAAGCGCCUCUUCCAGCAGCUCCCAGAAAUGGCUGUGCAAGAUGUGAAACACGUAACCAUCACGGGCAGGCUGUGCCCACAGCGUGGGAUGUGCAAGUCUGUGUUUGUGAUGGAGGCCGGGGAGGCCGCUGACCCCACCAUGGUCCUGUGCUCUGUGGAGGAGCUGGCACUGGCCCAUUACAGACGCAGCGGCUUUGACCAGGGGAUUCAUGGCGAAGGGUCCACCUUCAGCACCCUGUAUGGCCUCCUCCUGUGGGACAUCAUCUUCAUGGAUGGGAUUCCAGAUGUCUUCAGAAACGCCUGUCAGGCAUUCCCCCUGGACUUGUGCACAGACAGCUUCUUCACAAGCAGACGCCCGGCCCUCGAGGCCAGGUUGCAGCUGAUUCAUGAUGCCCCCGCGGAGAGCCUGCGGGCCUGGGUGGCAGCCACGUGGCAGGAGCAGGAAGGCAGAGUGGCUUCCCUUGUCAGCUGGGAUCGCUUCACGUCUCUUCAGCAAGCUCAGGAUCUUGUCUCCUGCCUGGGGGGCCCUGUGCUCAGUGGUGUGUGCAGGCGCCUGGCUGCUGACUUUCGACACUGUCGAGGGGGCCUCCCCGACCUGGUGGUGUGGAACUCCCAGAGCCAUAGCUUUAAGCUGGUGGAAGUUAAAGGCCCCAAUGAUCGUCUUUCACAUAAGCAGAUGAUCUGGCUGGCUGAACUGCAGAAGCUGGGGGCUGACGUAGAAGUCUGCCACGUGGUUGCAGUUGGAGCUAAGAGCCAAAGCCUUAGCUAAAAGCUAUGGAAUUGGGGAUAUUUGGUGAUACAUUAAUAUUCCCUACAGGAGAAAAUGGAAAUGAGGAGGAGAGAAACUCCGGUGUCCCCGAGGUGUCAGUGUCGUGAGGGCCGCUGGCGUUGAAGUACAUCCUGCUCUGGCCCAGCUCCCCAUAGCAGGCCUCCAGGGGGCCACUGCGCUGUUGCCGCAGCAUCCUGCUCAGCACAUCGACUUCAUCAGCCAGGAGGGAGAGCUUGUGAAAGGCCGUGAUGGAGCCACCCAGGCUGAUCUGGGCCUCAGGAACCCAGCGGAAGUAGCACAGUUUCCACAGUUUUAUGUGUGUUCCAGAGACACGUGGCAGAAUAACACCGUGCAGGUUGACGGGUUUGGAAAACCAUUCUCUAAAAUAUUGCUCCGUAUCACUGUUCUGGCUGUCGGUUGGCUGAGGUGGAUCUGGCUUUGGUUUUAAUAUCAAUGAAUUUCUCCUUGGAAGUAAUUCUUGGUCACUGAUGAUUCCAUUCUUUAAGGCAGACGGCAUUCCUCUUAGUGUGGAGCUGUAGCUUUUCUAUACAGAAGAGAUUUUAUUAUGUUCCGGGGAUUCCCUUUUUAGAAAGAUUGUAAGGAUGCAAUGGCAAAUAUAAACUCAAUACUAUGAAAAAUUAAUGGAAUUUCAGCCUCAAAGAAUAUUUUCCUCCCUUCCUCUGUGUCCUUAUUCUAAUCCUCCUCCCCUGGAAUUACACUUUUUUAUGUGUUGACUCUACCUAGGCUGUAACUAUCAGCCUGAAUGGGGGCAGGGAUAAGAGUACCUCCUAUCCACUAAUUUGCUUAAGGAUAAGUUCUAAGACGGGCUAGAAAAAACCCUAGACCUGGCCGAUUCUAUCAAGAACAAUGGCAAACUGAAUACAGGCAGUCAGGAGGCCAAAUGUCUGAUUCUUUGGUCUGUACCUUUCAGUACUCUGCAAAUUUUCUUUUUUUUUUUUUUCUUUUUUUUUUUUUAAUAUAAUUUUUAUUUUAAUUAGAAUAACAUACAAAUUCUGGUUUGAAUACUCAAAGAUUUAUUUAGUUCAGACCAUCUGCAUGCAUGCUUUUUUUGUCUUUGAGUAUUCAAACUCUGCAAAUUUUCUACCAAAAAAAAUCCCAAGAAUGUAUUUGGAAAUUAUUAAAAAGGCAAACAAUGAAUGUUAUGAGGACAAGAAUAUAGCAGUCAGGAGGCCAUGACUGCAUCACAGCCAGGUGGCAUUCCCUGCCACAGUGGCGGCUGGAAUCAUCAAGAAAUGGAUAAAUGGGGCUUUAGUAAAUCGGGCUUGCAGGCUCAAAGCUGCAAUCUGCCCACUCUCAGGUACUGAGACUUUGUGGGCCUCAGACACCAGGAAGAAAGUUGGGAUACAGUCAUUUGAGUUAAAGAGGGAAUGACCCCUCAGAAACCCACAUUAGCAGUGUUACUCUUGGAAGUGCCUUUACUUUUAACACUCUCUGUUCUGAAAAAGAGGUGUCUGGUUACGUGUGAGCCAACAUCACGUUUUGUUAGCUGUGAUUUACCUUCGUCCGUUUAAAAGACUUCACGGAGCCAUUCUGUAUACAAGGUGUGCUCUUUCCAAUGUAGAAGGGGUUAUGGAAAAGGGUGCGAUCCUUUGCUGUAAACUGGAGAGACCAGUCCCAAACAGAGGGGAAUUUUAAGCCCUUCUCAUCACCCAAUUGGAUAUUUUUGCUUAUAGCAAAUUCCUGCAAAAUAAAUAAAUAAAUAUUUGCAAAACUAAA